CAGCGCAUCAGGACAAAGUUCACCAAACAAUGGGAAACACGCAAGACUGUUCGAUUUGUUUAGACCGGAUCAAAGAUAGGAAGACUUUGAAAUGUCGCCAUUCCUUCUGCUCACAGUGUAUCGACUCCGUGUUCAGGUUAAAGCCAGCCUGCCCCAUAUGCAACACCUUCCACGGGCUGUACACCGGGACCCAGCCGGACGGCACCAUGUCCGUGACGCGCAGCUUUCAGUCUCUUCCCGGGUAUGAACACUGCGGCUCCAUCGCGAUUGACUACGUGUUCGCCUCGGGAAUACAAGGGCCUGAGCACCCUAAUCCUGGAAGGCAAUACAGAGGCACAGCCCGGACAGCCUAUCUACCAGACUGCCCAGAGGGACAAAAAGUCCUAAAAAUGCUCAAAAAAGCCUUUGAUCAAAGACUGGUCUUUACCAUUGGUCAAUCUGCCACCACUGGACUCAACAAUGUCAUCACCUGGAACGACAUUCACCAUAAGACCAGCAUGAGAGGAGGGCCUGAGUGCUUUGGGUAUCCUGAUCCUGGUUACCUCUCAAGGGUUCAGGAAGAGCUUCGGCUAAAAGGAAUCACAGACGAAGACUGAUCUGCAAAAAAUGCUCUUAACAAAACUUAUCUCCAUUAUUGCUCAGCUUGUAUUGUUAUUGUAUUAUUGUUCCAGAAGUCCAUGACUGUAAGUUUAGUCCUAUUUAAUCAUCCAUUCCACUGUUACUCUUUUUUGUAUUUUUUGGUGUGUUUCUUUUGAGGAAAUAUUGUUUUUUGAAAUGUCAUUAUCAGUGAUGUUGGCCUACCUCUGAAAGGAAGCGGUUUUACAUGACCUCAUUUUGGAGACUGAAAUCUCAGGGCAGGUGUCUUCACAAGCCUCUUAUGCAAUGCAUAUCGUUCUAAUUAAAUCAUAUACAUUCCACUGAUGCAUGAUACGUCCUCACUUUUUCAGCCUACUUCAUUUUAGGUAGGCUAACAUAGGCUAUGUGCAAUUUGCAGUCUAU
Molecule: messenger RNA, 999 nt
Organism: Periophthalmus magnuspinnatus
Lineage: Eukaryota; Metazoa; Chordata; Actinopteri; Gobiiformes; Gobiidae
Product: probable E3 ubiquitin-protein ligase DTX3
Exons: 3
Coding region: 30-596 (188 amino acids)
Biological process (GO): Notch signaling pathway; protein ubiquitination
Source: RefSeq, a predicted model, not a curated record